AUGACUGCUUCAGUCUUUGGCAAUCAAACUCGAGUCAAUGUUUUAUUCCAUCAUCCAGAGUUGACCAGAUGCCUUGGUUAUGGGCUCUUACAGGCAAUAGCUUGCUUGAUGGACAUGAAUGCGUUGUUGGACAGAUUUCACAAUUACAUCUUACCACAUCUGAGAGGGGAAGACCGAGUUUGUCACUGCAACUGUGGAAGGCAUCACGUCCAUUAUGUUAUCCCAUACGACGGGGAUCAGUCAGUGGUGGACUCCUCGGAGAAUUACUUUGUGACUGACAAUGUAACCAAGCAAGAGAUUGAUCUGAUGCUGGGACUUUUGCUGGGCUUUUGUAUAAGCUGGUUUCUGGUGUGGAUGGAUGGGGUUCUCCAUUACGCAGUGCGAGCCUGGAGAACCAGCCGACGGUAUGACAAUUCCUGGUCUUGGAUCCCCAAAUUUUGUAACUUGAAGGAGUUCAGGAAACGUCACCACCGACAGUACGAGGAGGCGACCGGGAACAUGGUGCACAUCAAACAGAAGCUGUACCACAACGGGCACCCCAGCCCACGGCACCUCUGAGGAAUGCCUUCCCCUCCAGAGACUGCAGGGAGCUCUUGAACAGGACUUUGCUCUCUUGGCAGGGACCAGCUGAGAACACGGUUUUACCCAUCCAGGCCGUGUGUCCCUGUGCCACACCAGGAUGCACAACUAAGCCAGUCCUGGAUGCUCCGCAGCCAAGACAUUGCACUGUGUUCCACGUUUUAUUGCCAGACUUGUGUAUAUAUGUAAAAAGCAA
Melopsittacus undulatus (budgerigar) is the source of this 775-nucleotide messenger RNA. RefSeq names its product transmembrane protein 240 (gene TMEM240). Bases 1 to 558 code for a protein of 185 amino acids. Gene Ontology annotation, cellular component: synaptic membrane. The transcript is spliced from 3 exons. The record is from RefSeq and is a predicted model, not a curated record. NCBI's taxonomy places the organism in Eukaryota, Metazoa, Chordata, Aves, Psittaciformes, Psittaculidae.